Molecule: messenger RNA, 2934 nt
Organism: Adineta steineri
Lineage: Eukaryota; Metazoa; Rotifera; Eurotatoria; Adinetida; Adinetidae
Source: the annotation of a GenBank genome assembly
AUGGGUAUUAUUACAUUUUCAAUAAUUACAAUACAUACAACAUUGCCGAUAUCUCGAUCAUGGACAGUUUUAAUGGCAUUAAUCACAUCAUUUAUUCAUUUAAUACUUGUAAUUCAGACACAUCGUACUAAUUAUUUAAAUAAUAAAUCUUCUCGUAUGGAAUUAAAACUUGAGGUUAUAUGUUUGUCAUUAUUCUACGCGGCAUGUAAUUUCUUUGGUUUAUGUCAUCGAUAUUUAACAGAUGCACAUCAAAAGAAAACAUAUCAAAAUACGAUGAGAUGUAUUGAAGCACGUUUAAGACUUGAACGUGAAAAAGAACAACAAGAAACAUUAAUUCUUAGUGUUAUACCAGCACAUAUUGCAUUAAGUAUGAAAUCAGAAAUGUUACGUAAAGUAAAAGAAACAGCUAAAUAUCAUAAUCUUCAAUCGAGAGAUUAUGAUGAUCAAAGAUCGAAUACAAAAAAAAUCAAUGUACGAAAAGCAACAUUUCAUGAUUUAUAUAUAAAAAAACAUGAAAAUGUAACAAUUUUAUAUGCGGAUAUUGUAAAUUUUACUCCAUUAUCAGAAAAAUUUACUCCACCAGAAUUAGUACAAAUUCUUAAUAAACUUUUUGGAAAAUUUGAUCAAUUAGCACAAGAAUGUGACUGUAUGAGAAUAAAAAUCUUAGGUGAUUGUUAUUAUUGUGUUAGUGGUUUACCUAUAAGUCGACCUAAUCAUGCAUCAAAUUGUGUUAAAAUGGGUUUAAAAAUGAUUGAAGAUAUUAAAUUAGUACGAGAAGCUACCGGUGUAAAUGUUGACAUGCGUAUUGGCAUACAUACAGGAAGAGUUUUAUGUGGAGUAUUAGGUUUAAAAAAAUGGCAGUAUGACACAUGGUCGGAUGAUGUUACAUUAGCUAAUCAUAUUGAAGCAGGUGGUGUACCAGGACGUGUUCAUAUAUCUGAUAGUACAUUACUGAGUUUGGGUAAUGAAUAUGAAGUUGAAGAAGCACAUGGAGAUGAACGUGAUUCUUAUAUUGCUAAAUUAGGUAUUAAAACAUAUUUUAUUAUACCAAAAGAUGUACCCAAUACUCAAAAUCAAUUAACGAUGAAUAAUGGUGAUACACGUAAAUUGAGUAAAAAAAUGCAAAAAUUAUUGGAUACAUGGUCAAAUGAAACACCAUUUUCUGCACAAGGUCUUGGUGAUAAUGAUAAAUCCGAUGCUGCAAAAAGUUUCGUACUUUUAGAAGAUAAUUUAAAACCAUUAGCAACAUCAUUUGGUUGCACACGUCGUCGACGAAGUGAAAAUGAUCUUGAACCAUUUACACUUGAAUUUAAUAAACAAGCAAAUAAAUGCCAAAAAGGUUUAGAUGAUGAUGAAGAAAAUCGAACUGCUAGUGAAGCAUUAUUUCGUUCAUUACCUGAAUUACGUUAUCGAUAUUAUAUUAUUAAUGCAGCUUGUAUUUUCUUUGCUAUUCUAAUCAUUCAAGCAUUAAUUUUAGAAAAAAAUGCUCUUUAUUUUAUUUUGGUGAUUGUUGGUUUAUGUAUAUUUAGUUUAGCAGCACUUCUUUGUGUUAUUGAUCUAUCAAAAUUACAACGUGACAAUCAUCGUUCAUUAUUAGAUCAAUCAACUUAUUUAGUGACACAUUAUUAUUUUAUUCGUCUACCUCUUAGUCUUAUAUUAAUUGCUGUUUGUAUUCUAACACCAUUUGCUGUAUCAUGGCAUUCAUCAAAUCACUCCAUAGUAGAAUCAUAUAGAAAUACAACUCUUGCACCAAAUCUUUCAUUGCAUCAAGAGAAUAUUUAUGAAACUCGUCUCGCACCAAUGCCUACGAUUAUUCUUGUUCCAUCACUAACAAAAAAUUCUCUAACAUAUGAAUUAUGUCAUCAUUUUGAAUUUCAUAUAUUAUUGAUUCAACUUGCUCUAUUAACUGUUUCAUCAUUUAUGCAUCUAUAUUUUCUACUUAAAGCAUUUAUUAUGAUUGUAACAGUCGCUAUUUAUGUAUUCUAUUCACAUUAUUUUAAUGUUUAUCAUAUUAUUGCGAAGAAUUAUGGUUUAACAAGUACUUCAUUAUUAAUACAAACAACAUUAGAAGUAAUUUUUUUUAUUCUUCUAUUAAUUGGCCUUGAUCGACGAAUUGAAUAUAUGAGUCGACUUGAUUUAUUAUGGACAGUUAAAUUUCAAAAUGAAAAACAUGAAGUCGAAACUGUUAGUACCAUAAGUCGACUUUUAUUAGAAAAUAUUUUACCUAAACAUGUUGCUGAAAUAAUUAUCAAAGAGAAUAUGUCUCAAGGUUUAUAUCAUGAAAGUUAUGAUAAUGUUGUUGUUAUGUUUGCAUCAAUACCGAAUUUUAAAGAAUUUUAUGUUCAAUCUGAUGCUAAUAAUGAUGGUUUAGAAUGUUUACGAUUAUUAAAUGAAAUUAUUGCCGAAUUUGAUAAAUUAUUAGAUAAAAAUAAAUUUAGUUGUGUUGAAAAAAUCAAAACUAUUGGUAAUACAUAUAUGGCAGCAGCUGGUCUUAAUCCCGGUGCUGAACAUAGAAUGACAAGAGAAAGAUAUAAUCAAAAUAUUGUUGCACUUGCUGAAUUUGCAUUUGCUAUGGUUGCAGUACUUGAAGGUAUCAAUCGUGAUUGUUUCAAUGAUUUUAAAUUACGUGUUGGCAUGUGUAAUGGCCCGCUUGUUGCCGGUAUUGUCGGUGCUAAAAAGCCUCAAUAUGAUAUUUGGGGAAAUACAGUUAAUGUUGCAUCACGUAUGGAUAGUACUGGUGUUGUUAGUUGUAUUCAUGUACCAGAAGAAACUCAAAAAGUUUUAUUUGAACAUGGUUAUCCAUGUGAAUGUCGUGGACCAAUCUAUGUUAAAGGUAAAGGUAAUAUGACAACAUAUUUAGUUCGACCACGUGGUUAUAUGGCGCCAACAUCAGUUAUAAAUGUUCCUUCGACAGGUACUACGUCGAAUAAAUGA